Helianthus annuus (common sunflower) is the source of this 423-nucleotide messenger RNA. RefSeq lists its product as uncharacterized. Lineage: Eukaryota; Viridiplantae; Streptophyta; Magnoliopsida; Asterales; Asteraceae. The record is from RefSeq and is a predicted model, not a curated record. Bases 1 to 423 code for a protein of 140 amino acids. The transcript has a single exon.
AUGCAAAAUGUUCAACACUUGAAUCUUGAUCCGAUGCGUAAGGACCAGAUUAGUUGGAGAACUCGACAAGGGGUUGAUACAGUCUUUGCUACAUCUACGGCUUGGGAGGAUAUUCGGAUGAUUCAAGAUGAUGUUCCUUGGGCAAAUGUUGUGUGGUUUCCACAAGCUAUUCCUAGACACGCAUUUCUUAUGUGGUUGAUUGUUAAUAGGAAAUUGAAGACACAAGAUAUCAUGAGCCGAUGGAACUCAAUGGGUAAUGCGAAUUUCAACCUUAUGUGCUGCUCGCUGUGUACUAUUGGGCCGGACUCACACGAACACUUGUUUUUUGAGUGUGCCUAUGCUUCUAGUGUUUGGGAAGGUGUUAGAGAUAGAGCAGGUAUGGCGGCCAUUCAACAUAACUGGAAUGAUAUUGUGACACUCUAG